Triplophysa dalaica is the source of this 2328-nucleotide messenger RNA. It is a transcript of the gene hpdl, whose product is annotated as 4-hydroxyphenylpyruvate dioxygenase-like. NCBI's taxonomy places the organism in Eukaryota, Metazoa, Chordata, Actinopteri, Cypriniformes, Nemacheilidae. The transcript is spliced from 5 exons. Bases 79 to 1362 code for a protein of 427 amino acids. Gene Ontology annotation, molecular function: 4-hydroxyphenylpyruvate dioxygenase activity. Gene Ontology annotation, biological process: aromatic amino acid metabolic process. The record is from RefSeq and is a predicted model, not a curated record.
AGAUAGAUAUGAACGUGCAUAUUACCAUCAACAUGACUUUGUGACAAAUGACACGCCCCCUUGUGACGCAACCCCAACAUGGCGGCUUACUUGAACCGGCUGCAUCACAUUUCGCUGCAAGUCACGAACGUGGAAAAAGUCGCUCACGAACUCGUGUCGCGCUUCCAGUUUCGCGUGUUUGCGGCCAGACUGACAGACCGAGCGAAGCAGCUCGCGGUUCGCAGAGGAUCGGCCGUGUUUGUGGUGAACGAGAGGCUGCGUGGAGCUCCACAGAGGUUGAAUGGGCACGAGUCACGUGUGUGGAGUCCCGUCACAGGCAAACAUCAUCAGCACUUUCGGUGCCUGUACGGAGCCCACGCGCAGUAUCCAGUGGACACCGUGAGUAAUGUGUGUUUUGAGGUGUCGGAUGUGGAGAGCUCGUCCAGGGCGCUGCGUGAUCGGGGCUGCGAGUUUCUCCUGCCGCCCACUGAAGUGUUCGACGACAGUGGGACGGUCACGUACUCCAUCGUCAGGUCUGUAGUGGGUAACGUGUGUCACACUCUCGUAGACACGUCUCGGUACCGGGGCGUGUUCCUGCCGGGUUUCUGUCCGGUCGGGAGUGAGGAGAGUGACUCCGAUCGCUCAUGUCCGAUCACUCAUUUCGAUCACAUCACAUACGCGUGCACGAGGAGAAGCUCAGCGGACAUCACGCGCUGGUACGAGAAGAACUUCGGUUUCCAGAGAUUCUUCAUUAGCAGAAAUGAAGAUGUAGAGGACGGAUAUGUUCUGAACCAUAACGGCGUCGGACUGCGUCUCACAGCUAUGGAAUAUUGGAAGUGUAGUGAGUCCGGAGUGGAACUUCAUAGAGAUCAAAAGGAGACCGACUGCAAGUUUGUGAUGGCCGAGUCUCUUCCAGAACAAGGCAGCAACCAGGUGGACACAUUUCUGGAUGAGCACAGAGGUGCAGGCAUCCAGCACAUUGGCCUGUACACAGAGGACAUCGUGUCCACAGCUGGAACUCUGAGCCGGGCCGGUGUGCGCUUCUUCUCACCCCCUCCCACCUACUACACUGAGGUGGGGAAACAGCAAGAGAUCAGGGAGGCCAGUCAUGAGCCUCACAUGUUGAGUCAGUAUGGGAUUCUCCUGGACACAGAUGUUCACACACACGACUCGCCCAGCCAACGGUAUCUGCUCCAGGUGUUCAGCAAACCCAUUUUUGAAGAAGACACCUUCUUCCUGGAGCUCAUCGAGCGGAGGGGAGCCACGGGCUUCGGUGAGGGGAACAUUCUUGCGCUCUGGAGAUCCGUUCAAGCUUACAUGAAUGAAGAGCAGGAAUGUGGCCAAUCCGACUGUAAAAAUGAACAGAGUGGACAACACUCUUAAACUGACUUUUUUAGGUGUGAAUUUGAGACUACUGUUCUACAGCACUUAAGACUGAAAUAAGCUGACGUUCAGCACAUUUCUCAUAUCAUCAUGCAUCAUGCAUCAUGAGUUGACAUCUCUGUCAGGGUAAUGUAAUGUAAUGUAGUGUGUUAUCUAUCACUCCUGGAAUGUUAAUGUCAUGUUUUAUCAGAUAAAUCAAAGCCUCCAGACAACCCCUGUAAAAGAUUCCUUUUUUGAUCACCGGACCGAAGCCGAAUUACUGUAAAUAAUGUAAUGGAUAAAUCAGUGGGUGCCUGCUGUGAGAGACACCGAUGCGUUCUGUAAACAUCAUUAUUCUCAUCAUAACAGUUCAAGAAAAUCUUUAUUUCAAGAUUAAAUUACAUGAAUCUCUCUGGGUGGGUUCAUUUUAGGGGUUAUCCUAAAUCAGGACUACCCUUAGUUAAAUUGGGACAUUUAAGUAGAUUUACAAACAUGGCACACAAAAAACAUUUUGAAACGAAACCAAGGCACUGAUGUAUUUUAGGAUGUGUGAAUGCAAGGUCUUUUCGUGUUAGACUCCGCUUGUCUAGGACUAGUCUUAAACCCUGUACAGGAAACCCCUCUAAAGCCUGGUCCACACACUCCGUUAACCUAAUGACCUAAUGACCCUGUUACUGUGUGAACAGACAAACAGUUUGACCUUUUGCACAGUUUAUGAUUGAAAUCUAUUGUUGACACAAAUAAGAUCAACAUAUUCGGCAACAUUUCUAUACUUGAAAUCUAUUACAAUAUUUAUAGUAUCACAUCAAACCAAGAAGCUGUUAAAAUCAACAACUAGAUGAAACACGUGUAGGUUAUUAUGGAUGUGUAAUGUUUGAAAAUAUUUAAAUACUAUAUUUAUUGUUUUAUCAUUUAAAACCUUAAUUAUUUAUUUUCGUUAUACAUUUUGCUUGAAAAUGUCUUAAAAAUAAAUGAAGUGUGUUAGUA